Messenger RNA from Rhodofomes roseus, 3457 nucleotides. RefSeq names its product DNase I-like protein. Gene Ontology annotation, molecular function: phosphatidylinositol-3,5-bisphosphate 5-phosphatase activity; phosphatidylinositol-4,5-bisphosphate 5-phosphatase activity. Lineage: Eukaryota; Fungi; Basidiomycota; Agaricomycetes; Polyporales; Fomitopsidaceae. Gene Ontology annotation, biological process: phosphatidylinositol dephosphorylation. Bases 210 to 3281 code for a protein of 1023 amino acids. Gene Ontology annotation, cellular component: membrane; cytoplasm. The transcript is spliced from 22 exons. The record is from RefSeq and is a predicted model, not a curated record.
GUGUGCCGCCGGCUCACGGUCAAUAAUAGAUGUCUCUUCUGAACGACACAUUCCCCCAUCCUCCUCGCCACUUACUUUCUGAGCGACUGCACUUCUGUGGCAGCUCUCGCAACGCAGCUUCAAGGGUAUACAUGCGUUUGUCAAGCACUCGCACUGUAACAGCGCAACGGCGGCCUUGAGCACCCAAAGACGGCAUUGCCACAGACAAGAUGCGCCUCCACCUGAGAGAAAGUCCGCGUACCCUCUAUCUGGUCACGGACGCACAGGAUGAGCCAGGUCGACCUAGCAGAGCACUGGUUUUCCGUGCAACCGAAGGCAGCUCAUCUCAGGCCGUGGUCCAAUUUCUUCCCAAGGAUGAGGUCGAUUUGUCUACCACCGUUAGGCUUGCCUCGGGCAGGGCGAUUAAAGGGUGCCUCGGGCUCAUAUCUGUGUCGAACGAGAUAUUCGCGGUCAUGAUCACGUCUGCGACCUCUGUGGGCAAGACACGCCCAUCUGCGCGCACUGAAGAAUCUGUCGCUCAAAUACACGACGUUGGCUUCUAUAGCCUCAAUUCCUCCGCAUGGGAUGGCCUCUCGACCGACGUCGGUAUGAGGUCAGGCUAUGACGACCAGUCGGACAGUCCACUCGGUGACUCAUAUACAAACACGACACCGAAUCCCGUAUUCGAACAUCCGUGCGCACCUAUAACCAAGAUCCUCUCUACAGGCACAUUCUACUAUGCCAAUGAAGAACAUUGGGAUAUCACGUCCCGUCUGCCGCUGCGCCUAGCUCGUCGAGCUGAAUCGGGAGGAGUGACGGACGCGGGACUCUAUGAUGAACGAUUCCUAUGGAACGAGUACAUCGUCCAGAGUCUGUUAGACUUCAGAGAGCGGCUAGAUCCACAAGAACGAGACGAACUGGACCGAACACGUUUUAUAGCUCUCGCCAUUCAAGGCUACGUGGGUGUAUAUAAUCUGGCUCUGCCCGCCCCUCCGACCAGUGGCGCACCGACCAUCGCAACCUUAGCCUUGAUCUCCCGCUUGGGCUGGAAGCGGUCUGGGACUCGAUUCAACACUAGAGGUGUCGAUGAUGAUGGUAACGUGGCGAACUUCGUGGAGACAGAGACCAUUUUCAGCACCGACCAGCAUUGCUGUAGUUACGUACAAGUACGAGGGAGCGUACCAUUAUUCUGGGAACAACAGGGACUCCAGACAUUCGGCCACAAAAUCCAAAUAACCCGACCACAGGCCUCCCAACCGGCAUUCGAUCGUCACUUGAUGCAGCUGAUAGAAGAGUUUGGGUCGAUGCAUGCGAUCAACCUGCUGGGCAGCAAAGAGAACGAAGCAAUCCUGACCGCGGCGUACGCGAGACACCUUCAAUCGGCUCGGACAGCAAUGGGGGACACGGUCGGAAUCACGCACUUCGACUUUCACAACGCGGUCAAGAUUGGUGGUCACGAGAGUGUGUUCAGAGAGAUAAGGCGCUUAGAGAACAUUGCCGACCACAUCGAUAAAUUUGGCUUCUGCAUGACUGACGCUUCCACUGACGAGCUCAUAACGGAACAACGUGGGGUCUUCAGAACUAACUGUCUUGACUGCUUGGAUCGAACAAACUUCGUACAGGAUAUCUUGUCUCGCACAACCCUGGAACAAUACCUGAUGUUGAUUCGAAAAGAGUGGGUUCAAUCCACGGCUCUCUGGUCGCAUCAUAGGGAGUUGUGGGCUGAGAAUGGAGAUGCUCUAUCUCGUAUCUACGCUGGGACUGGUGCAUUGAACACCAGUUUCACUCGCAGCGGGAAACGAACACUAGCUGGUGUGCUAUCCGACGCCACGAAAAGUGUGUCCCGGGCGUACAUCAACAACUUCCAAGACAAGGGUAAACAGAUUGCGAUUGACAUGCUCGUCGGAAACCUCAGCACCCAGAAAAAGGUGACCAUCUAUGAUCCUAUCCAUGACUCGGUGCGCCGUGCCCUGGAAGCGAGGCUGCCUGAGUACUCGACAACCAAAUCGUGCACCAUAUUCGCUGGAACGUGGAAUCUCAAUGGCCGGCCGCCGUCGUCCGAGUCCUUGCUCCCAUGGCUCUUCCCUCGUCAUUAUACCUCGGACCCGGACAUUAUCGUUAUUGGCUUCCAGGAGAUAGUCCCCUUGACUGCCCAGCAAAUCGUGCAGGCCGACCCCGAACGCCGGCGGGCCUGGGAGGCGAAAAUCCUAGACACGUUCAACAAGAGGUCCGAGAGUAAGGGCGAGUACAUAUUGCUACGUGGUCAUCAGUUGGUUGGCACGGCGCUGCUCGUCUUUGUGAGAUCCGAGCUCACAUCUGCCAUACGCAAUGUCGAGGCCGCAUCGCAUAAGACUGGUCUCAGAGGGAUGUCUGGUAACAAAGGAGCCGUGGGUAUUCGGCUUGAAUAUUGCGACACCAGCUUCUGCUUCAUCACCGCCCAUCUUGCCGCUGGUCAUACGAAUGUGGACGAACGUAAUGCCGACUAUCGUACCAUUACCAACGGUCUGCAUUUCCUCAAAGGCAAGAACAUCGAUAGCCACGACAAUGUCAUCUGGCUAGCGGACACGAACUAUCGCAUAGACCUUGAGAAUGAGCACGCCAGGUCCCUCGCUGCGUCAAACGACUAUGACGCCUUACUGGCUGCUGAUCAGCUCAAGCAAGCUAUGGACGACGGUGCAGCGUACAGAGGGUACCAGGAAGGCCCCAUAUUGUUCCGUCCCACGUACAAAUACGACGUCGGCACAGACAACUAUGACACGGGGGAAAAGAUGCGUAUCCCUGCGUGGACAGAUCGUGUACUCUUCAAAGGAACCUCCCUUGAUCUGUCUUCCUACUCCCGAGCGGAGUUGAAGAGUUCGGAUCACCGUCCAGUAUUCGCUCUCUUCCGCGCGGAAAUUAGGAUCAUCGACCACGCUAGACGUGAUGCGCUAUCUCGUCUGUUGCUCGAAAGCGUCACUGCCAGCGGUCCUGGGGAAAAGCUCGACGAGAAGCUCGCUGAAAUGACCUUCGGAGACGACACAGACAAGUUACCUGCACCGAGUACAGAUGACGCAGCGUGGUGGGAUGACCCCGAACACCCAAACGGCAUCUUCGUGCCGACAAGUCCGCAGAGAUCGUCUCGCAAGAGCACGAACCCGUUUGACUCUCCAGACAACUCGCCCUUGUCUUCCUCUCCCUCGUCAUCCGAGGAAGAGCUGUACCAUGCGCUGCAAAGCCCCUUGGCACCAGAGCAAGCACGCCGAAGGCCACCCCCGCCACCACCACUCCGUAGUGCGAGAAGCACUCCAAAAGAUGACAUGUAGUAUACCUAGGGAAGCGCAUCGUGAUCACAUUUGUUGCAUCAUUAGGCCGGAAUGUAUCAGAAGAGGGUAGGCACGCGUUUGUAUGACGUUACGAAGCAAGCCAUGACAAGAAUGCUAUGUAUAAUACAGGCUGUAGAAGAGGACGGUGGCGGAUGUAUGAUAGCAGUUGCUAAAUC